This is a messenger RNA of Vombatus ursinus (common wombat), 2621 nucleotides long. It is a transcript of the gene MOCS2, whose product is annotated as molybdenum cofactor synthesis 2. Lineage: Eukaryota; Metazoa; Chordata; Mammalia; Diprotodontia; Vombatidae. Gene Ontology annotation, cellular component: cytosol. The transcript has 6 exons. Bases 155 to 724 code for a protein of 189 amino acids. Gene Ontology annotation, biological process: Mo-molybdopterin cofactor biosynthetic process. The record is from RefSeq and is a predicted model, not a curated record. Gene Ontology annotation, molecular function: molybdopterin synthase activity.
UCUCCUCCUCUGCCUCCGCCUUCUGGUCGGUCCGGUGGGGAGGUGGCAGGUCGGUGGCUGUGUCUGGAGUCGAGGGCCCCCAGGGCGGGAUGGUGCAGCAGAGCCAGGUUAGCUGAUGUAAGAGAUCAGGUGAUAUUUGCUGUUCGUCAGGAAUAUGUCCAGCUUGGAGAUCAACUCCUGUUCCUACAGCCAGGUGAUGAAAUUGCAGUUAUCCCCCCCAUUAGUGGAGGAUAGUAACUCUGGGCUGUUGGGGGAAUCUGUGAAUGCAAUUGAAGACAAACCUAAAGAUGUAAUCAGAUUUACUGCUGAGAAGCUCUCAGUAGAUGAAGUCUCACAGUUGGUGAUUUCUCCUGUCUGUGGAGCUGUGUCUCUGUUUGUGGGGACUACAAGAAAUAACUUUGAAGGGAAAAAAGUUGUUAGCUUAGAAUACGAAGCAUAUGUGCCAAUGGCAGAAGCUGAAGUCAGAAAAAUAUGUGGUGCUGUUAGACAGCAGUGGCCAGUCAAAAAUAUAGCUGUGUGCCAUCGACUUGGCUUAGUUCCAGUAACAGAAGCAAGUGUGGUCAUUGCUGUGUCUUCAGCACACAGGGCUGCAUCCCUUGAAGCUGUGAAAUAUAUUAUUGAUACAUUAAAAGGCAAAGUUCCAAUUUGGAAAAAGGAACUUUAUGAAGAAGAAACAUCAUCUUGGAAAAGAAACAAAGAAUGCUUUUGGACAAAAAAGGACUAAUUUUUACUAAAGGAAAAUUUAGAGCUCUAAAAAGUGCUCCAUUUACUAUAAUUGUAUGUUUUUUUCCUUUAUUUUUGGCUUUUUUGAUCUUUCUGAGGCACUAUGAUAAAGUGGACAGAGUUGGACUUCAUUUCUAACUCUUAUUGGGCAUUUUGACUGUUGUAAAGUCAUAAUAACUUCCCAGAACCUCACUUUUCUCAACUUUUAAGCAGGUAUGAUACUACCUAACUUAUAGGCUUAUGAGCAGGGAGGGAACUGUUUGGUAAACUUAAAAAUGCUAUGUAAAUUUAAGUUUAAUUCAGUUCAACAAGGUCACGAUAUUUGGCCAAAGGCAGGUUCUUUUAUAGCAUCCCAAUGAGGCAGCAAGGAAAAAGCUAGGAGGGAUUUAGGAAUAAGAGCGGUUUGGAGGAAUAAUGACAUGAUUUAUAUUUAGGGAGUGAUAGGAGAAGUAAGCAUCUUCUACUACCAAGCUAAUUGUGUGUCUGCUUACAGGUGUGUGCCCCUAUUUCCCUCUUGGUUAUACCUCUUCCUAGAAGAUCAGUAAUGACAUAGGUAUUGGUAAAGUUGGAACAGGUACCCCAAUAUAGUUAUUUUCUACUCUGUUGUCUUAGAAUACGAAACCACGGAGCAAAGAAAUUUAAAGUUGAAAUAAACAUUUCGGUCAGUCUUGAGAGUUCAGUGGCCUUCGUGCUUUUAAUACUUAACUUCCAACCAGGUAUAAUCACAUAACUCUAGAAAACAUAUAUGUAGUAAAAAUACAUAUCCUUCAAUUCCUGGGGCAUGAAGGGUCAAUUGAUUUUUUUUCAACAAAGAUAAUAUAAAUAUUCAAUGUGUUAUAUGUGUUCAGAAGCUUCAAAUUUCUUUCUUACCACAGAUCAAUUCAAGUACAUUUUUGUUGAUUCAUUCUUAAUUCUGUAUGAAUUUUAAAGCCAGUAAAUUAGUUAUAAAAUUAAAAAAAAAGUACUCAUUAACUAUCACUUGUGUUGAUAUCUGCCAUUCAGAAUUGAGCCCAUUGAAGACUUGUAUGGUCUGAUUAAGAACUAGAAAAUGAUUUAUAACAGCAUCAUAAAGAAAAACAACCUGAAAAGAUUUAGGAAUUGUGAACAGUUCUAAAGUCUUAAGAACAAAGUACUGCAGUGCUCAACCAAGAUUCCAAAGAACGAAGCAUGCUGCCCACCUCCUAAGAGAGGUGAUGGAUUCAAGAUUCAGAAAGGGACAUUCUUUUUUUAUACACAGCCAAUGCGGGAAUUUGUUUUGCUUGACUGCAGACUUGUUAACAACUAUUUUGGUGUGUGUUUGUUUUUCCUUCAAUGGGGGUGAGGGGUGAGUUGAGUGUGAGAGGAAGGGUAGAGAUAAGAAAGAAAACAGUCAUUAAAGCAUUAAAAAAAUCAUAGAAGCAAACUAAAGAAAAGCCAGAAAGAACCACAGACAAGCAGGUCAGCUUUAAAAGUUACAUACUGAAUUUAUUAUAGAAGAAAAAGCAAGCUGUAAUUUGUGGCUUCAUAUGCUAGCUUCUUUUUUCUCUUCUACUUUGUAUGUGAAAAUACACAUUUUAUUUGGUGGUCCAGAAAGAAGAUAGUAAAAGCAAAAGAUUAAAUUGAACUCACUCCAAAAAGAGAGGAUAGCUUCUCUCAGAGAUCCUCCGACAAAUGAUUUUUUAUAAUUCUCAACUCUAAAUUUACCAAUAUAUUAUGUUAAUGUAAGUUAAAAUAAUUAAUGGAAAAUCUUGAUGUCACUGAAUGAGUCCAAGUAUAAUACAUAGAACUCAUAUACUAGAUGGAUAGGUCUGGAUUAGUCACUGAAACAGCCAGCUCUACUAGGAGCAAUUACUUUGUAAUUGAUUAUGUUUUAGAAUAAUUUCACUAUUUUCUUGGAAAUAUUAAAUGAAAGUAGAUGA